UGGCUCUCCUCUCUCUCCACAGGUAGGCAAGCUGAUCCAAGAAGCAGCAGGAAAGAGCAAUCUGAAGAGAGUCACGCUAGAGCUCGGGGGAAAGAGUCCCAACAUCAUUUUUGCAGAUGCUGAUUUUGAGUUGGCAGUCGAACAGGCCCAUCAGGGUGUUUUCUUCAACAACGGUCAAUGCUGCACCGCUGGUUCCCGUAUCUUUGUGGAGGAGCCCAUUUAUGAUGAGUUUGUGCGAAGGAGUGUUGAGAGAGCUCGGAGAAGGACACUGGGAAAUCCCUUUGACCCAACCACUGAGCAGGGACCUCAGGUGAGUGUGGAUCAGCAGAGACGUGUAUUGGAGAUGAUUCAGAGCGGCAUCACUGAGGGAGCUAAACUGGAGUGUGGCGGCAAAGCUCCUCCUUCUAAAGGCUUCUUUGUGGAGCCCACGGUCUUCUCUGAUGUACAGGACCACAUGCGCAUUGCCAAGGAGGAGAUAUUUGGGCCAGUUCAGCAGAUCAUGAAGUUUAAAACGAUUGAAGAAGUGAUCGAGAGAGCCAACGACACAGAAUAUGGUCUGGCAGCAGCAGUCUUCACCAGAGACCUCAACAAGGCCAUGACAGUCUCUGCAGCUGUGCAGGCCGGCACUGUCUGGAUUAACUGUUAUAAUGCCCUGACAUGCCAGUGUCCUUUUGGAGGAUUCAAAAUGUCCGGCAAUGGUCGUGAACUGGGUGAGAUCGGACUGAAAGAGUACACAGAGGUGAAAACCAUUACGAUGAAGAUGUCAGGAAAGAACUCUUAAAGCACAAACAUGUACGUUCCUAGCAGCGUGAAGUCUUCCUCUGAGGUUAACCACUACCCUUUAUCCUUCGGUUGUCUAAAGUGGUAAAAUACCACACACAGUAACCACCCAUCACUUCUGCAUUGGAGCACCUGUUCUGCUGUUAUCAUGAACUACCCUUCAUCUUCAUCCCGCGUCCACCGCCACCAUUAACUGCCUACACCCAUUCCAGCUGUGACCUCCCUUCGCCCGGCUCCACUAACCAUACUAAAGCACUCGGAGUCCCGGUGAAGGAGGGCUACACAUUAGACCACUGCACCAGCAGCAUGCAGACACUAACAGACUGCGACAGCUCUCUCUGAUGAUCUCCUACGUUAAGUGUUUUUACACACUGGCUAAAAGGAGGUCUGAGGGGUGUCAUUCUCAAACCUCAUAAUUAACUUACCUUUCCACUGGGUAGAAAUCUAGUAGGCAUAUUUGUUUUUUACUAAGACCACUGAAGCUCUCAGAUAAAAGAUGUUUUCGUUGAAUGAGUAUUAAUUCUAAAAUUUGUGUAAUUGCUUUAUGUGUUUAUUUUUUCAUUUUAUUGUUUGAUUGUUUUUACAAUGUAUAACUUUGUCGAUGUCUUGACCAAUGUAAACAAAAAUGAUUUACCUCAAAAAAGAAAGCAGAAAAUCAGUGGUGUGUAUUUUUGACAAAUGAUUCCUCAUUGAUGCCCAUUUAUUGUUAGUUUUAAAGAAUUAUGUACUAUGAAUAUAGAAGUUAAGAUAUAGAGAUAAUUUCUUCAUUAAAAUGUUUUACUCAAAGUA
Molecule: messenger RNA, 1569 nt
Organism: Rhinichthys klamathensis goyatoka
Lineage: Eukaryota; Metazoa; Chordata; Actinopteri; Cypriniformes; Leuciscidae
Gene: aldh1a2
Product: aldehyde dehydrogenase 1 family, member A2
Exons: 6
Molecular function (GO): aldehyde dehydrogenase (NAD+) activity
Source: RefSeq, a predicted model, not a curated record